AUGUCGACACACAGACAGAACCCUGAAGAGCUUCUAAAGCAGCCUCUCUAUGUCUUUGAUCUUCCCAGGGAGCUCUUGGCAACUCUAGCAACCAAAAAGACCAGCAGCCACCCCGCCAUCCAGCCAGACCAAGACAGUCCUCAAACCACCAACGAACAUGGAGAAAUCGGAAUUACCAAUUCUACUACCUGCUCUUUGUGCCAGGUAUCCUUUAAUAGUGUCAAUGAGCAACGAGUCCAUGUACGAUCAGACCACCAUAGAUACAACCUAAAAGCUAGACUGCGGGGCAAUAAAGCACUAAACGAAUUGGAUUUCAAUCAAGCGAUUGGAGAGCUCGAUGAAUCAAUAUCCGGUUCAGAAUCGGAGCCAACCGAUGAAGAGGAAGAUGGCCACAAAACCCCGGAUAACAACCUUGUCGCACUCCUGAAGAGACAAGCUAAACUGGCAUCACCUGAGACUGAUCCUACCGAAACUUCUCAGUAUAAGCGUACUGGAAAACAGCCAUUACUAUGGUUCAAAAGUUCCCUUCUUCCUCCAACAGUAUUUUUGGGAGUUUAUCGAGCGCUAUUCACAGAUUUGGAACAAGACUCGCAAGAUCAGUUGGUUUCGUCACUGCAAAAGAAACAAACCAAUUCCAUAAUACGAAAUUCGAACCAAGACUCCCAGAAAGCUGCCCCAGAUCAGGCUCAAAGCAAAUCUACCCGGCAUUAUUUUCUAUGUAUGAUGGGAGGAGGUCAUUUCGCUGCAAUGAUCGCAUCAGCUGCCUCUGAAAUUAAUAAGGGGGCCGGCGGUAUCGAGAAUCGAAAGCCAGUCAUCAUAGCCCAUAAAUCAUUCCACCGCUACACUACAAGAAGGAAACAAGGAGGUUCACAAUCUGCCAGUGAUGCUGCAAAAGGCGCUGCACAUUCUGCCGGCUCUACAUUGAGACGGUACAAUGAAGCUGCGUUGGAGAAGGAGAUUAGGGAUCUGCUAAAAGACUGGAAACAUAUGAUCGAUAAGUCGGAGCUUCUAUUCGUGCGUGCGGCGGGACCCACCAAUCGAAGGGUAUUGUUUGGCCCUUACGACGGGCAGGUAUUGAAACCAUCAGAUCCGAGAUUGCGUGGAUUUCCAUUUAGCACUCGUCGGGCCACGCAAGCGGAGCUCUUGAGGGCUUACACUGAGUUGACGCGGGUAAAAAUCAGCCAUCUUGAUGAGGCUACCCUAGCGAAGGAGCAAGAAAAGCAUCGAGAGGUGGUAUCACCGAAACCAGCUGCCCAAAGGCAAAAACCAAAGAUCUCAAAAGAGGAAGAGGUAGCUAUUCUUCAUACGUCACAGAUACAAGCGCUUAUUCGGCGGUCAAAAGUUCCCGGGCUAUUGUCAUACCUUGCGAAUAAUACUAUUCCUGCAUCGUUCAAAUUCCAUUCUUCGGCCUCUCAACCAAUCCACCGCUGUCCUACUCCAUUGCACCUUGCUGCAAGUUCUAGUGCACCGGCGAUUGUGAUAGCGCUGCUCACCAAAGCAGGGGCUGAUCCCACCAUACUCAACGGAGAAGAACGCCCUGCGUUUGACCUUGCGGGCGAUAGACCAACACGUGAUGCCUUCCGCAUCGCCCGACAUGAAAUUGGUGAAGCAUCCUGGGACUGGGAAGCUGCUCAUGUGCCGCCCCCAAUCUCGAAGGAGGAGGUAGAUUGCCAAGCAGAUCGUGACAGGAGGGCCGCUGAGAAAGCUGAGGCGCAGAGGAGGGAGGAAGCAUUGGAGCGCAUAAAACAGGAGGAUGCGAAAGGCACAACGCAACGAAAAAGGGCGGCGAGAACGCUUACGCCUCGCGAAAAAACUGCGUCCGAAAGGAGAGAAGAAGAGAUGCGAGGAAUGACCCCAGAAAUGAGGAUGAGACUGGAGAGGGAGCGUCGAGCGAGAGCUGCAGAGGAUCGUAUGCGAAGAAUGCAAGCUGGUCAGGGACCGUGA
Molecule: messenger RNA, 1944 nt
Organism: Coccidioides posadasii C735 delta SOWgp
Lineage: Eukaryota; Fungi; Ascomycota; Eurotiomycetes; Onygenales; Onygenaceae
Molecular function (GO): protein binding
Source: RefSeq, a predicted model, not a curated record